Molecule: messenger RNA, 4532 nt
Organism: Amoebophrya sp. A120
Lineage: Eukaryota; Dinophyceae; Syndiniales; Amoebophryaceae
Source: the annotation of a GenBank genome assembly
AAGACAGCAGCCCCGCCAGAAACGUUUCCCGCACAGCUUAGCGUUAAUAUUUCAAGACUGGAACAAGACUGCGUGCCGUGCCUUUUUGUUUGGUUGCUGUCACGGGCAUUGACUUUGGACCCAUAGAAGGUGCUAUUAUACGGCAUUUUUCACGAGCUAGUCGCGGACACAGUACUACGUACUUCCAUUGAAGGGAACCACGACCAACCAGAACAUCAUGUCGUUCCGCGCGGGCCAGUUCGAGUCAUGCUGCGACCUGAAGGCGCAGAUCAUGUCAAGCUACACCCGGUCAGGAUUGGAUACCGUGGGGCAGCUCGGCGGUGGAGCCUGCUUCACGAAACCGGGUCCGCAGUUUGGGAAGACGCACCUACCGACGAACAAGUGCCGCAUGCACACCACCGCCGUGUUAGCCGGCAUCCAGUGGGCGCUGCAGACGCGAAAAAAAGUGAGUCGGGGCACGAAAAUGUCGCUGGAACUGGAAAUCGCAAGCCGGUUUCUGGUGGACUGGCUGAUGGCGGCAGAAGACGAGGUGGAGGGACAAAAAAACGAAGACCAGGAAAAAAUCGCCGGCAAAGCCGCGGCCACACCUUUAACUACCACUCAAGCUUCUUCUCAGCCUGUUGCGUCUUCAGUGAUCUUGCGCAAGUUCAAGCGUUUGCUGAGUUUCGUAAAACAGUACGCAACGAAACUUGAGCAGACGAACGCGACGACUUCUGUUGCUCCCUCCAAAUCAACCAUCAACAACGCCGAGGGCAGCUGCCCUGCCGCAGCAAGUCUCGACCGACUGCUACCGAGGCCGUGCCUCUCUGAGUGGAGCCGGAAGCAGCUGCUGCAGGAGCUCCAGAAGAACACCAUUGUGUACUUGGAAAACAUCGUGGCGUUAAUUGCCGAAAACAAGAAUACCGACCCGACGCACGGCCAGCUGCUGUUCACGUUCGUCGUCGACUGCGGGCGAUAUUUCAACAAGGAAUGCUCUGGGACUUUACCCCCGGGCGAAGUUUCGAAGAUUCGCCAGGCGGCGCUGCAUGCGGGGGCCUUUGUGAUUUUUCGGUGUGCCCACGAGGACAGUGCCGACCUGUGCGAGGUGCGGUUUCCCGGGGUCGACGCGUCCGAAGCGAGGACCAUCCUCUUCAUGGAGCGCAUGAGGGACACGACGGUGGAGGAGGUGGAGUUUUUGUGGCAGGUGAACAAAAGCCUGAGCAACGAGUCUCUGCGGCAGAACUUUUUUACGCCAUCUUACCUGGCGAACAAAGAUCCAGGUCUGUUUUGGACCCUGGUGCGACACGCGAGCAAUCUCUAUCUGCCCGCAGAGGACAUGGCAGGCUUGAAAAGCGCCGGGAUGUUCCAGCCGGAGAGCAGGGCGGUGGUGUCACCAGCAACAGGAGCGAGUGGUAGCGGAUCAUCCAGUACCGGAGAUGCCGCCAACGAUGGUAGUACUUCGCAAAAGUACAAACAAAACGAAGAAAAACUCCAGGCCUACCUCGAAGCACUCGACGCGUACGGAGGUCACAGAAGUGGUGCGCCGUCUACUAGUUCUCAACCGGGGCAGGAACUACAAGACAAACAAACAGUCAGCAAGAUAUUUUCCUGGAACUCCUUCCUCCCCGGAAUUCGUGGUGGCAGUCUGCACCGGUUCGCUCUUAUGACCUCGGCGGAAAGUGAUAUUACCUCGUCAACAUCGUCGAGGCGCGAGGCAGACCGGAGGGAGCUCGUUAAGCAAAAUCUGAACCCGGAGUUCCCAGACGAAAAGUGUACCAAGCUGGUGGUAGCGAUCGUGCGGGCGUGUGCGUCACCGGAGUUCUUCGGGCGGUUGCCAAACUACAAAAAGGAGAAAAAGAUGGGUGUGUGCGUGUUGGAGCGGGAGGAGGAGAAGCAAGGAAACUACGGACAGCAGAUGACGGCGGACUUCGAAAGGCAGAAGAUGCUGCAAGAUUUGGUCAAGAAGAAUCCCGCGCUGCUUAAACUUCUGGAUACGAAGGACGACAAGGGGUUCGAGAAGCUGCUGGCUUCGAACCCGCAGCUGAAGCCGGUCAUCGAGGCUCUCGGCGAUAAGCUGCAGAGUGUCGGGCCAAAGGAGGACAAAUUUCCGAAGACGGGCAACAGCACGUGGUCACCGGCUCCCGAUAGCAAGACGGCCGUCAAGCUCAUGGGGCAGAGCCGAGUCUGCUGGCACUGCCAAAACGUCGAGUCCGAGCGGGACAAGCACACCUGGGUGACGUGCGGCAAGUGCGGCGUCGCGACCUACUGCGCGGCCACGCACCAGGCGCUGCACUGGGAGGAGCACCAGGAGGAGUGCGCGUAUUUCUGCGCGCAAAGCGGCACCGGUUCUUCAUCUUUCACGGAGCCGGAGGCAGAAGGUCAGCUGAUCACGACUGAUGAAAAGCGGAAGUUAGACCGUCUCGUCCCGGUCAUGGUGUUGCCCGCGAACGAAGCGGUAAAGCCGUACGUGCGGUAUUUGCCGAAAGACCCGGCGGCCGCCCGGAAGCGGAUCAAACAGCUGCUCAACUGCGAACACCUGGUGGAGGGCAACUCCUUCCGCGGGUUCGUGCCGUCGAUCGGCCGGACACCCGGAUGCAACAACGAAGAGUCCAUCCCCGGGAAGAGGUUCUACAACACGGAAUUCUGGCUCGUCCAGGAGGACUUUUCGAAGCACCUGAAGGGGGCGGAGGUGAAAAUUUCGGGCUUGACCGGCAACACGGCACUGAACAACCGGCGGGGAUACUUGACAGGCGCGUACAAGUCCCCGGUGGGGCAUCCGGGAAAGGCCAAAGACCGGUACGCCGUGAGACUCGUAAAAGGCAGCGGAAGUGGUGGCCGCACAUCUUCAACAUCUUCCGCAGAACUCGAGGCGGACACCAAGCUCAUUUCCGGUCAGAAUUUGAGCUUCACGAACAGCAAAGUCGUCGAGAAGUUUGCGAAGCCGAAUUUGCACAAGCAAAACGCCCGAGCGAGCGCCCUGCUGACCGCGUCCAACAACGUGGCGGCACCGCCGGAGUUUGCGUCGCAGAGCAACGCAAUGUCUUCUGCGAUGCCCAUCACAAACUACAUGCACAUCGGGGACGAAUCUGAGCUCGCGGUGCGCGCCAGGGGCGAUGUCUACAUGAUUCGGGUCGGCAAGAUGAUGCCGAGUAAAAGCGAUAGUGCCGCCGGAAUAAACAACAGUGCUGGUAGUGGAGGCUCCGCUUCUGCCGCCCGACGAGGACAACAACCUCCUGUAGACCCGUUCUACACCGCCGCUAGCUCCUCCCCGCAAGCUCUGAAUACGGAGCAGGUGCUGCAGUUUUUGAAUGGUGCCGGUAUCCUCGGCGACGACGUCAAGGAUGAAAUGGUUGAGCCCGAGGAGGAAAUCGUGAACAACGAGAACAACAAGAAGCAGCUCCUGCCCUUCGACCGGGCACUCUACGAUCGGUUUUGUGGGAUGUUCAACCUGAUCCCGUUGACGGACCGGUUUGCCAUCUCCAUGUUGAUGAAAAACGACGCGGAGGGAGAGCGGAUGUAUCAAAUGUAAAAAUGUCUGGGUCUGGAAGUCAGAAUGCAACUUGUGAUGCUGCAUUUGGAUUCCAAAAAAAUUUGUAUUGCGUGAGUACCUAAGGAAGGGCAAUUUUUGCUACGCUGAGAAGGCAUUUGUCAUGCGGAAUACGCAUCAAGAAGCCCUCAGAAAAUCUGUAUUGCUAGGGGAUGCUUGCAUCACAGACAUCAUGGCUCAUGCAAAACGUGCAUGACAAGUGUCAGAAUCUUCCAGACCCAGACAUUUUUACAGUUGAUAGGAUGGUGGCAAGCGCCAUGCAACCUAUGCUGGAACUUGGGGCGACCGCCACAGCGGCAAGUACAACUAGGGCAUCAGGUAGUUGUAGAGGUGGAGCAGCUUCUGCCAGCACCACUGCCAGUUCUAGUACCGGGAAGGCAAAAAGCAAGGCAGCGCCGCACGUGAAAGUUACGAAAGAAGAGAUUGACAAAAUAGGUCAAGACAUUGCCGACAUCAACCUGCAACCGCCGGAGGAGGAGCCGGAUUCCGUCAUUGGGGCCCGCGUGCGCAUGGUCGACGUGGAGAACGCGCCCGAGCACAAUGGACGCGUGGGCAAGGUGCUCGAGGUUUUGGACCCGGUUGACAGCGCGGCCGCGAGUUUGAGCAACCACGUUUUUGGGGGCGUGCCGGUGCGUGCCGGGCCGCAGUACCGGAUUGAAUUGCAGAAAACGAAAACCAAGCCGGCCACGGUGAUCACAACGGUCAAAACCAGCUGCAUUUUCGACUGACGAGAUGUAGGUAGUCGGGGGGAGAAACUAGAAAGUAUAUCAAUCUAUGUCUUUAUCUUUUUGACAGUGACGAGUCUUGGACAAUAUCCUGAUUCAUGUGAUCAGGCACCUACUUACCGCAUAGUCGCCAAGUAUAAGAACAGGAAGGUAGAAAUGUUGCGGCCGCGCAGUUUCUGUUGCUGGCGACGCUCGCAUCGAGCGACCGACGAGUAGACUCGGUGUUCGUUACGUGCGAUCGCUUCUAGUCCGGGCUGAAUCCGAACCAAUUUUUGGUAAAU